CUGCACAGUCGUGGUCCUCGCAGUGAAGCCAAAGUUAGAGAUGGGACGAUAGGAGGAUUGGACGAGUGUAGCACCACGGUAGCUUUUUCUACCUUCCACUUCCACGAGCCGAAACCCAAGUGUGAACGAGCAGAUUGAGCCUGCUCACGUGGAGAUAUUCGGAAAGCUCUUUUAUUAAUAUAUUUUAAUUGCUAAAUCUGUGAUUCGUUACUCUUCAAUUCGUACUUGUGUCAUUGAAGAUUUGUGAUAUUCUUCUUAAGCUUUGUUCUACGACUUGUGAUAUCUUCUGUCCGUCAAAAUGGUGCAAGGAAGCCUGAGCAAAAUAACAUCUGGAUCGCCCUCGACCUUCGAGGAGGCUAAGAGCCGGGCUCAAAGCGCAAGAAAGGGUCGAACGAGAGUGCGGUCAACCAUGUCUAGAGCCUGUUUCAAAGAUUUGUUUGUUCUGGGCGAAAGACUGGGUGGUGGAGCAUACGCUUCAGUAUACUCGUGUUGGAGGCGUCAUCCCCUCACUGAAGAAGAGAAGCGACAAGAGUUUGCUGUCAAGGUGAUCGAUAAGAUACCUACUCACAGCCGUCAACGAUGCCUCAAUGAAGUCGAGCUAUUUUUCAAGUGUCGUUCUAAUAAGCACAUCAUCAGAGUGGAGGAAACCUUCGACGAAGAAGAUGCGUUUUACAUAAUUUUUGAGAAAGUCCAUGGCGGACCGCUGAUGAAUGCAAUUGCGCGUUGCGAGACCAUCACUGAACGCGAAGUGGUCCAAGUUGUGCAGCAGUUGGCGGACGCUAUCGCUUUCCUACACAAUAUUAACAUUGCUCACAGGGAUCUGAAGCCCGACAACAUUUUGUGUGUCAGUCAGGACUCAAUCAGCCCCGUCAAGUUAUGUGAUCUUGACCUUGGCUCGAAGGUGGAGAUCAAUCAUUCAAGAUGUGGCAUGACCCCUCAGCUACUGACGCCGGUCGGCUCAGCUGAGUACAUGGCUCCUGAGGUAGUAGAGGGAUUUGUUAGCGAUGAUGCGAGCCCCUAUGAUAAGAGGUGUGACCUCUGGAGCCUGGGAGUGGUCAUCUACAUAUUGCUGUGUGGGUACCCUCCCUUCUGUGGCAACUGCGGUGAAGACUGCGGCUGGGCUCAGGGUGGAUCGUGUGUCGACUGCCAGAAUCAGCUCUUCGGUAAUAUCCAGGAAGGAAAUUUUUCGUUCCCGGAACAGGACUGGGAUAAGGUCGACCCUCUCGCCAAAGAUCUGGUGAGGAAGCUUCUCGUGAAAGACCCCAAGCAGCGUCUCUCGGCACAGAUGAUCCUCGACCAUCCUUGGAUCAAGAGCGGGGGAUCUGACACUAUCCUUAACACACCUCAAAAUAUCAACAAGACCAGUUUCGGGACGGAAAAAGUGUCAAACUUCGCGUCUUCCGCGAUGGAAGUUAACAGCUUGGUGAUGCAGCACAUGCACAUCGACUACGACAGCGAAGGGUCGAGCGAGUCUGAUGACACAGUUUACGGAACGUCCCCACCUGCGUGCGGCGAGUUCGGGGCCACUCCUCCCUCUCCCCACCAUCUUCGGGACCGCUACAGCGACCCUGGCUUCGUAGGAGAAGAAGGACCGUUCGGUCUAUCACCUCCCACGGCCUCUCGUCUCCUGCAGCGUCGUUCACAGGAGAGACGACGCGGCCAAAGCUCCCUUGUGGGCUCCCCUUUCAUCCCUCAGUUGGCUCACUGAGCGCAUGCUUUACUCGGCCCUCAUUCGCUCGGGUUCGGCAUGCUUUGUUUGAUGAUCUCUUCUCUGAGCAUCCCCCUCUCUUAGGGUUUUCUAUGAGAAAUAAGCUUACGAGGACUUUCAGAUUGAUCUAUAUAAGAUGAAUUGGUGGAGUGUGCUACGGGUAAUGGGUCCUACCCUUUUCUAAGCUAAGCGUUUUUCAAAACUAAAUUUGGAAGAGUAUGUGAUAAAAUUUUUGUCUGUUUUGUUUAAGUUUUCAUUUUAAUUGCUGAAUUGUUUAGUGGCUUUAAUUUUUCCAUCUUAUAAAUAACCAGGCUUUUUUCUUUGCAUGUAGAGUACUUUCGAAACCAUAUUUAUAAAUUUAUUUAAAGAUUCCUUUUAAGUAUUUUCAAGCCAAUAUAGAUUUGAUUUUAUAAGCUAUAAUGCUUCUUAGCUUUCGACGAGAGGUUGCUAUAACCAAAGUGCAGCGAUCGUCAGGAGAAAUGGGUCGAAAGUACAUCUUUAAUUUUUUAUUUGGGGAAUUAAGUAUCUAUCGUAGCUACUGCCUACAAAUGCGAAGGUAGCCUUCGCGCUCUGUCCUGCCACUACUCCUUUAAUUAACCAUCGACCUUAGAUGGCCAUUGAUUGACUUGUAAAAUUUUCAAUUAGCCGGACUGGUAAAUUAUAGUGUAUUAGUGUCAUCCAGUCACUGUAAUCGAAAGUAUUUACCGAAUGGUCCCUGUAUUAGAGAUUUGAACUGUGACAGUCAAGGUUUGGAUUUUCUAUGUCAUGGUGAGCUUAGAGCUCAAGUCUUUGAUGUAACUCUCGACCAUCAUCUUACUCUUAUUUCAUAUGGUCAGCCAUUAUCAAUUAGAGCAAAUGUCUUCCUAUCAAAUUAAAAUCAUCUUUUCUUUUAGAAAUAUAAAAUUGAUUUAUUCAUUUUUCUGUUUUAUCACGAGAACACGAAUUUCUGUUCAUAGGUUUUCCAGCUUUAAUUAAUGUAUCUUUGGACAUUUUCAAGACGGAAUCAGUGCAUUAUGACUUAUUGAUUUCUAACCAGCUCUUUAUUAUGUCAUAGGAUUUCCUCUGGAAACAAAACUUCCGUCUUCUAGUUUCGUUGUUGUCGGUAGGCUCAUGGAGUUAUGUUUUUUGUUCGAAAUGUGUGGUUUGUGCUGGAUAUUGUUCGAACGAUAACGCCUUGAAGGUGUGUAAGUGCAGCCGGCUAAGUACAAAAGAGCUGAGGGUUGUGCGAUAUCACAUACGGCAAGACCAUAAGCUCGUGACUGCUGCCUCACUUCCUUGGCGAUUUGUCAGGGUUUCGGUUGCGUUACGGUGCUGGUGGUGGUGCAGGUUCAAAACUGCUACCUUGCCUAAGUGUCAAUUGCCACUCAAUGCUCGUGAUAAAUUUUUAAGGUUAGGUAAAAAAAGAAAGUGCCUAUUGCUGUAAUUAUUGGUUAAGCUAUUGGGCGCCAUUGCUCGAAGCUGCGAUCUUGUCGGUAUAUAACUCGCCCAUGAAGAGGUCAGCACAUGUUCAAUGUGUUCGGAGUGCUGCGUGAACUCAAACGAUUUAGAAGUCACUUAUUUAUUGAGUGAUUUGUGUGGAUAUCUGCUGCGUGAAGCCCAUGACAGGCAAGCAUAUCUGCAUUUUUGAGGUCCUCUGUCGUUGUAUACUGCACGCAACAUCGCGCUCAGUGUCAUUAGAUGCGCGUAUGGUGCAAUAAAGUAUCGGAUUUAAAGAAAUAUUCUCUAGUCGAUGUCAUCGAUUUGACGCCUAAUGAUGUGGCCGCCGCCGACCAUCAGCCGGCGUUGAGAGCACGACCGUCCCACCUCUUCGGAGUCUCUCGCUCAGGGCGCGUGAUUUUGAAUACUUUCCACCACCAUUGCUUCUUUGUCAGCUUCCACUUCAUGAAUUGUUCACCUCGUUGUUGAAGUAGUCCGUACGGAUAUUUUGUAUGCCUUAUACCCAGUAAUUUAUAGUCUUUAUAGUGCCAUUUGUAAAUCUGUUCGGUUAUAUUGACAUAUCCUCAAUAAUUUCGGUGUACAUGGGGCUUUGUAUGGCCCUGACUGAGAGACGCUUAGAAUUGCAGUGGGUUUGGUUGCUGGUCUCCACGCCAUGCACAUUAAGACCUUUCCAUCUGAGCACGCGACACAUUAUAAUGCUGAUCAACCACAAGUGGGUGUGACUGAGUCGAGUGAACUGAUUUAAAGGUUGUCAUCUGUUCGUUUGUUCGGAACGCUGCAUGGCGGUUAACUGUUUCGUUUGGCUAACAUUCCUCAUACAUUCAUCGGUUUGUUCAAAUAAUCGCCCAGGCUUCAUCUCAUCCCGGUGCACCCGUUCAUUCGCAAGAAUCUCUCGCUGUUGCAGGGUGUACCGCUCAUAGCCUGUGCCAUCACCAUACUCAUUCUACAUCUUUUUAUAUAUAUAAAUAUAUAUCAAAAAGGAGAGAUCUUUUUUUUACAAAUCAGAGUAUUUUGUUUGAUGGUAAUUUGUGUAUCAUUGUGAAAUGCUUUGCUAGGGUCCCGGCUGUCCGGAGUAGUAGUUCUUUACGUUUUUCUGCUCUGUUGGCCGAGAUCCUUAGCCAUUUCUGUACUGGUUGAUGCCCCAACACCGUCAACGGCGUUGCCUCAUACAAAUAAAACAAAAUAUUUUUA
Hyalella azteca is the source of this 4336-nucleotide messenger RNA. RefSeq names its product MAP kinase-interacting serine/threonine-protein kinase 1 (gene Lk6). Bases 299 to 1708 code for a protein of 469 amino acids. Gene Ontology annotation, cellular component: nucleus; cytoplasm. Gene Ontology annotation, biological process: protein autophosphorylation; intracellular signal transduction; peptidyl-serine phosphorylation. The record is from RefSeq and is a predicted model, not a curated record. Gene Ontology annotation, molecular function: ATP binding; calmodulin binding; calcium/calmodulin-dependent protein kinase activity. NCBI's taxonomy places the organism in Eukaryota, Metazoa, Arthropoda, Malacostraca, Amphipoda, Hyalellidae. The transcript has 5 exons.